This is a messenger RNA of Penicillium riverlandense, 1959 nucleotides long. RefSeq names its product putative nuclear localization protein. Bases 1 to 1959 code for a protein of 652 amino acids. Gene Ontology annotation, cellular component: nucleus. Lineage: Eukaryota; Fungi; Ascomycota; Eurotiomycetes; Eurotiales; Aspergillaceae. The transcript has a single exon. Gene Ontology annotation, molecular function: chromatin DNA binding. The record is from RefSeq and is a predicted model, not a curated record.
AUGUCGUUCGCAUCAUCUUUUGCGCGCCCCUUAGUCAUUGAUCGCGGCAUUCAUGUCCUCGGAGAAACACGCGCUAACUUAUCCUGCUUUCUAGAAGAUCACAGUCGUCGCAAGCGCGGUCGUCCACCCAAGACCCCUCGAGCAGAAUCCACCGACCAACAGCCAUCCAUAACAACACCCGUUCAGACUCCUCGGAUGCAGUCGCAUUCUCUACCCCGGCAGAAUGCCACGUCGCCGGCUCUCGCGUCGCCUCCGGAGAAGAUUACGCCAAACAAGACGCAAGUUAAAGCGCUUCCGACGGUGCGGGACCAUACUUCCGACCAGCUGAAUGAAGAGGGCGACGAAUAUAUACCAAAGGAAUUUGACGAAGCCGGAGAAACCAAAGCGGACGCCAUGGGAUACCCGCAAGGUGGUCGCGAAUAUAAAUGCCGCACGUUCUGCGUACCGAACCGGGGAACGAAGCUAUUCAUGCUUGCGACAGAGUGCGCGAGGGUGUUGAAUUAUCGCGACUCGUAUCUUUUGUUCAACAAGAACCGCUCCUUGCAUAAGAUCAUCGCCUCUCAGAUUGAAAAGGACGACCUUAUUCGGCAGGACAUCCUCCCUUACUCCUAUCGAUCUCGCCAAAUCGCCAUCGUGUCCGCCAGAUCUAUGUUCCGACAGUUUGGAAGUCGCGUGAUUGUCAACGGCCGACGAGUUCGUGAUGACUACUGGGAGAGCAAGGCACGGAAGCAGGGCUUCACCGAGGAUGACCUGGCAGGAGAGAAACGUCCCGGAGCCACCAAAGCCCGUGAUGGAGCUGCAGCAGAAACCGCUAGCUCCAAUCUUUUGCCGACCCUACCCCAUAACGAUGUCAUUUAUAGCAGUGUGAUUGAGCCCCUGCCUCCAGGCCUGUCUCUCGACCCCAAUUCGACAGUUUCACUCGCUUCGCUCCCGAUGAUUCAUCUGGCCUCCUCAGACGACCCCCGCCUACACGAGUAUAACAGUGUAUCACCUUCGCGUCAAGAACUGACGGGCCAGCCGUAUCAGGACCGCACUCAAUCCAGUUCAGCGGCCGAGAUUAUCAAUCAGGCUUCCCACACCGCCGACUUCAACAAGGUCUUGAGUUCACAGCGCAACUACCGCCAGAAGGGUCUGGACGAGUUCUAUACGACGCCACGGGAAGCCCCCGCCCCAACAUCCCAGGGACAGUCUGGCGUGGACCCAGGCAUAUCCGGAUCGCAACAAAUCCAACCCUCGCAGAUGCCUGCAGGGAUGGCAACCCCUGUUCAUGCGCAGAACAUGCACCCUCACCAAGCCUCGAUGAUGGCUGGACAAGCCAACUAUGCUCAGCAAGCCCAUCAACAGGGUAUGGGGCAGUCGCCGGUCCGGGGCAUGCACCCAGGGAUGCAACAGCACCUCAUGCAGCAGCGACCCAAUCCAGCAAUGGCAGCACAAGCUCCUUACGGAUACGCAGCCCAGCAGCAGCAGCAAAUUUGGGGUCAACCGCCACCGCAACCCACCCAGAUGCCUCAAUAUAGCCAGCAUGGUCAGCAAAUGCCUAUAGCUCCGCAACAGGCGGCCUCACCCCUUCACCAUGGCCAACAGCCUCAUCACCCUUCUCAGUCGCCUCGCAACCAACAACGGCCGUCAGUGCCACAAAUGCCACAGCAAUACCAGAUGCAUCACCCGCAAGCCGCGCAAGGACAAGCCAUGGGCAACAUGGGAUUUCCUGGGGGCCAACAAGCGAGCUACAACCCCGCUAUGGCACGAGCAAUGUAUCAAGCAUCUCAAGGCCAGGGAGGGCAGCAGCAAGCCUUCAUGGCUGGGAACCCGCAGCAGGCGAACUAUGCGAUGGGGAUGGGAGGCGGCGGCAUGCCUGCAGGGUGGCCCGCUGGUUCCGGUGGUCAGAUGCAGCAGCAGCCUGGCCAACCUCAGCAGGGUCAGUCAGGAAGCCCGUUAGGUGGAUGGUCAGGCUACUAG